AUGGCUGCAGGUCCGCAUACGUUUGUUCUUGUUGAUGUCUUUGCAUCGGAAAGAUAUCUCGGCAACCAACUGGCCAUUGUCAGCGUUCGCAGCAAUGCGCUCACCUAUCAACAGAAGCACCAAAUCGCCAAGGAGUUCAACCACCCUACAACGGCAUUCCUCCACGACGGGCCUCACCCAUAUCAGCCCCGCAAACUCGAACUAUUUAGCCCCAAGGGCGAGCGCGAUUUUGCGGCAGAUGCUGUCUUGGGAACGGCGCAGUACAUUUUCCAAUGCCUAAUGACCAGUGACGAUGCCGUUGCCCUCCCCAGCCCCAACAUCGCCGCUGGGAACAAACCGGGGGCAAAACUGUCCAAGAGCGCCCUGCAGACAAAAGCAGGCGUGAUUCAAGCUUAUUUCGAUCCUGCGAGACAGGUCGCCGCCAUCGAAGUGCCAUUUGACCUCCAUGUUCACGGCAAAGAAACGCCCAAAGAUGAAAUCCUCGCCGUGCAGCGGAAGCUCGGCACCAGCCCACACGUCGAUAAAAUGAAAGCAUCCUACUCCGUCGUGUCUAUCCACAAAGGCGUAACAUUCACCCUCGUCGACUUCACCACCAGCCCGGCACUCAUCUCUCUCCUCCGCCCCGGCGAAGCACCGGAACCAAACCUCGACGCAGGUUGGAGAGCAGCAAAGUCCACAGGAAACGGAGCUACCACUCCCACCACCACCACCCCACCAUCAUUAUCAUCACCCCCUUCCUUUUGCGGCGCGGUGUAUUUUAUCCAAUUGCAAACCGACUUCACUGAAGAGCCGUACAUCACGCGCCUAGAAGUUCGCGUGAUCGCAGACGGCGUCGAGGAAGCAGCGAGUGCGAGCGGCUGCUGCGCGCUGGCGGCGCAUCUGGCGAUGCAAAAGGGCGGGAAGGGCUCGAGACAUGCGUAUGCGAUUGAGCAGGGGAUCGAGAUGGGGCGGAGGAGCCAGCUCUGUAUCGAGGUGCGGUUGAACGAGCAGGGCACGGGGGUGUCGAGGAUUACGCUUUCUGGGAGAGCGACGAUGGUGAUGGAGGGGAGGCUUUUGUGA
This is a messenger RNA of Uncinocarpus reesii 1704, 1059 nucleotides long. RefSeq lists its product as uncharacterized. The transcript has 3 exons. The coding region runs from base 1 to 1059 and encodes 352 amino acids. Gene Ontology annotation, biological process: biosynthetic process. Gene Ontology annotation, molecular function: isomerase activity. Gene Ontology annotation, cellular component: cytoplasm. Lineage: Eukaryota; Fungi; Ascomycota; Eurotiomycetes; Onygenales; Onygenaceae. The record is from RefSeq and is a predicted model, not a curated record.